AUGGGUUUAGUUUAUCAUCAAAUGUCGAAAUAUGGUGAAGCACUUUCUUAUCAUGAAAAAGCUUUGCAAAUUUAUGAGAAAGUUUUUCCUUUCGAUCAUCCUGAUUUGGCUUUUUGUCUUCAAAACAUUGCCACUGUCAAAUGUGAUUUGGGUGAUUAUUCAAAUGCACUUCUAUAUCAAAAACAAGCAAUUGAAAUCUAUGAAAAGAAACUAUGUUCGAAUCAUCCUGAUCGAAUAUUAGCUUAUGACAACAUUGCCUCAAUUUAUGAGAAAAACAACGAUUAUGAUAACGCUGUUUUCUUUUACGAAAAUAUUAUUAAAAUUUAUCAUGAAGAAGAAUCUGGGAAUGAUUUUCAGUUGGCGUCAUCGCAUAACAAAGUUGGUUUACUUUAUGAGAAAAUGAAUAAGAAAUCUAUUGCUCUUUCCUAUUAUAAACAAGCAAGUCAUUUUUUAUGA
Molecule: messenger RNA, 456 nt
Organism: Adineta ricciae
Lineage: Eukaryota; Metazoa; Rotifera; Eurotatoria; Adinetida; Adinetidae
Source: the annotation of a GenBank genome assembly